Vicia villosa (hairy vetch) is the source of this 3109-nucleotide messenger RNA. Its product is annotated as exocyst complex component EXO70A1. Gene Ontology annotation, molecular function: phosphatidylinositol-4,5-bisphosphate binding. NCBI's taxonomy places the organism in Eukaryota, Viridiplantae, Streptophyta, Magnoliopsida, Fabales, Fabaceae. The transcript has a single exon. Gene Ontology annotation, cellular component: exocyst. The coding region runs from base 492 to 2543 and encodes 683 amino acids. Gene Ontology annotation, biological process: exocytosis. The record is from RefSeq and is a predicted model, not a curated record.
UCAAAGACGUUAGAGAAGAAUAAUUAAACUAUGAUAUGAUAUACACAGAAAAAAGUAACAACAACAAGCAUUCCUCAUUCCCACUGUCAUGCACUUUCUCUCACUUCACAUUAGGGUUUCUCUCUCAUCAUUCACUCACACACGCAGAUUCAGAUUCUCAUCUACUCCAUUCAUUCUUUCUUCCGUAACUCAAUUCUCAACUCGCUGAGUUUAACUCGUCUUCUCCAUAUCAGUCAGUGAGUUUCACCUCCUUCUUUCUCUCUCCAACUUUAACUCAAAACCCUUUUUUGAUUCUUCGAUUGCCAAGUACAAAUUUUCUUUCUUUUUAUUAAGGUUUACCUAAAAAUGCAAUUUUUGAAAAGCCCUUUUCCUGGUUAAUCGUAAAAACCCCAUUUUGAUGAUUCCUAUGAAAAAUAUCCCCAAAUAAGGAAAAAACCCCAAUUCCAAAUCAGUUAACAAUUUUUGUUCUUUAUCUAGUUAUAGUGUUUUGAAUGGCUUCUGGUUCUGGUUCUGGUUCUGGUUCUGUUGGUUGUAGUAGUGAUAGUAGAAUUGAGAAUUUGAUUUGUGCUACUAAAUCAUUGAAAGUUAGCUUAGAGAAAUCAAAGACUGUUGGGUUAGGAUUAGAGAAAGCAGGGCCAAGGUUAGAUGAGAUUAGGGUAAGGUUACCUUGGCUUGAAUCUGCGGUUCGGCCGAUUAGAGCUGAGAAGGAUGCCCUUGUGGCGGUUGGAGGGCAUAUUAACAGGGCUGUUGGUCCUGCGGCUGCGGUGCUAAAGGUUUUCGAUGCGGUUCAUGGGCUUGAGAAGUCUUUGUUGUCGGAUCCGCGGAUUGAUCUACCGGGUUACUUGUCGGUUUUGAAGCGACUUGAGGAGGCGUUGAGGUUUUUGGGAGAUAAUUGUGGGUUGGCUAUUCAAUGGUUGGAUGAUAUAGUUGAGUAUUUAGAAGAUAAUUCGGUUGCGGAUCAGGUUUAUCUUAAGAAUUUGAAGAGGGAGUUGGAGAGUCUUAAGGAGUCGCAGAAUGGUGAUUUGGAUGGUGGAUUGUUAGAUGCUGCUUUGGAUAAGUUGGAGAAUGAGUUCAGGUUGCUGUUAACUGAAAACAGUGUGCCGCUUCCUAUGUCGUCGAAUUCUCUUGGUGAUCAGCCUUGCAUCGCGCCUUCGCCUUUGCCUGUUUCGGUGGUUCACAAAUUGCAGGCUAUUCUUGGUAGGUUGAGGGCUAAUGAUAGACUUGACAAAUGUGUUUCGAUUUACGUUGAAGUUAGAAGUUCUAAUGUUAGGGCAAGUUUGCAGGCAUUGAAUUUGGAUUACCUUGAGAUCUCGGUGUCCGAGUUCAAUGAUGUGCAGAGCAUAGAGGUGUAUAUAGCUCAGUGGGGAAAGCAUUUGGAAUUUGCGGUGAAGCAUUUGUUUGAGGCUGAGUAUAAGCUUUGUAAUGAUGUGUUCGAGAGGCUUGGACUCGAUGUAUGGAUGGGUUGCUUUUCAAAGAUAGCUGCACAGGCUGGUAUACUCGCGUUUCUUCAGUUUGGAAAGACUGUUACGGAAAGUAAGAAAGAUCCCAUUAAGCUUUUGAAGUUGUUGGAUAUUUUUGCGUCCUUGAACAAGUUGAGGCUGGAUUUCAACCGUCUUUUUGGGGGAGAUGCAUGCGUCGAAAUCCAGAAUUUGACAAGGGAACUUAUCAAAAGUGUGAUCGAUGGCGCAGCGGAAAUUUUCUGGGAACUUCUGGUUCAGGUAGAGUUACAGAGACAGAGCCCUCCUCCUCCGGAUGGCAAUGUUCCUCGAUUGGUGAGCUUUAUCACGGAUUACAGCAAUAAACUCUUGGGGGACGACUACAAGCCUAUACUGACCCAAGUUCUGAUCAUUCACCGAAGUUGGAAGCGUCAAAGUUUUCAGGAGAAGCUUCUCGUUAAUGAGAUUUUGAACAUAUUGAAAGCCAUUGAGGCAAAUUUGGAUACAUGGAUAAAGGCUUACGACGAUCCUAUGUUGUCCAACUUUUUUGCCAUGAACAAUCACUGGCAUCUGUUCAAGCAUUUGAAAGGGACGAAACUCGGGGAUCUUUUAGGAGAUUCUUGGUUGAAGGAACACGAACAAUAUAAGGACUAUUACUCCACAAUAUUCUUGCGAGAUAGCUGGGGAAAGCUCCCUGGACAUUUGAGUAGAGAAGGGCUGAUUCUUUUCUCGGGAGGGCGCGCUACUGCUCGCGAUCUGGUCAAGAAAAGAUUGAAAAAGUUCAACGAAGUUUUCGACGAGAUGUAUUCAAAGCAAUCAGGCUGGAUCAUGGUCGAGCGAGAUCUAAGAGAAAAGACAUGUCAGCUUAUAGUGCAAGCCGUGGUGCCUGUUUACCGGAGUUACAUGCAGAACUACGGUCCCUUGGUCGAGCAAGAAGCCAGUUCCAAUAAAUACGCAAAAUACACAGUCCAGAAGCUUGAAGAAAUGCUUCUAUGUCUCUACCGGCCGAAGCCUGCAAGACACGGCAGCUUGAGAAGUCCGCAGCUUAGUGGAAAGUACGGAAACGGAAUACCAGAUCUUCGUCGUACAGCCUCUGCAGUUGUCUAGUUUCGUAAUCUUAUAUUUAUAAAGGCGAAUUCGAUGGAAAUCUUAAAUCUUCUCCCCGCAUCAGAUGGACGGCUACUGUAUAUAAUUUUUCAUUGGAGCUCUGCAGUGCAUGCAUGAGAUAGGCUUUGCUUAGAUUCUGAGAAGGAAGUUUCCAUGAAAAUGAAAUUUUGUAUGUUCCUCUAAAAGGGGUAUCUGUAAAAGAUGUGUAAUAUCUAAGAGUACCUUAGCCUAGGGGUUAUGAUCCUUUGGUCAAUAAAUGUGAACCUUGCAAUGAGGUUCAUUGCUCAUACUCCUUACUAAGGUAAAUUAAUUAUUAUUUUUUUCAUCUUCAUCAUUGUCUAUUUAUUCAGUUUGUAGAAGGAUCAUUGUACUAUGCAGAUUUAAUGUACAAUUUUUUUUAGUAUACAUGAAUUUAUAAGCUUAGAUGUUCACUAUCCUUGUUGUGACAACUGAGAAUUCUGAGUGACCAGAUCAGUGUCGGUUUAGUAAAAACAAAUAUAUAACACUCUGGUUCACAUUUAUUGUGGCAUGGCCCGGUAAAAUAUCAAUAAGCAUGGGUGCUUAUU